GUGAAAUAUUAUCAAUAGAUUAAAUAUGGAUUGUUCAGUCUGCGAUAAGGCUUUGCCGAUUGAUAACGAUUGUGUGGCUUGUGGUAAGUGUCAAUUGGAAUAUCACUUUCACUGUUCGGGGGUAUCUAAGUCAACAUGGAAGGCGAAAAGUGCCCAAAAAAAAGCAGAAUGGGAGUGUCCUCAAUGUAGGGGUGCAGCAAGACCAAGGAAAAACAGUACUGAAGAAGAACUCACCGAUGGGACACAUUUGAUGCUGAAACGCCUAGUGGAGAAGAUGCUCAGUGACCAUGAAGCAGUGAUGGUGAAAAAAAUGGAGGAAAUGAAGAAGCUGUUCACCGGAAUUGAAGAGAAAAUUGGGGGGGUUUUAGAAGAAAUAAAAAACCUUAAAAAGAAGACAGAAAUCUUAAAAAGCGAUAUUGAUGACUUAAGAGUGGACUUGGAAUGUGAGCGACAGUAUGGAAGAAGCAGAAACAUCAUCAUAUCCAGUAUUCCGUUUUCGAGGAAUGAGGAUCUGAAAGAGAAAAUACUCACGCUUAUGAAGAAGAUGGAUAUUGAACUGAGAAGAGAAGACAUAACUACUCAUCGCCUGCCGUCGAAGAAUGCAGAAAGCCCAACUAUCCUACAGCUGAGCUCUCGAUCAGUGAGGGAUAUGAUAGUUAAAAAGGCCAGGGCGAUUAGACCUACCACGUCCAUGUUCAACGAGACCAAGACACUAGUCAGCUGUUCAAAGCCACCUAAAUGCAAGAGACAAUAA
Nilaparvata lugens (brown planthopper) is the source of this 754-nucleotide messenger RNA. RefSeq lists its product as uncharacterized. The record is from RefSeq and is a predicted model, not a curated record. The transcript has 3 exons. Bases 26 to 754 code for a protein of 242 amino acids. Lineage: Eukaryota; Metazoa; Arthropoda; Insecta; Hemiptera; Delphacidae.